CCCACCCAGGCCCACCACUACCAAGCCAGCCACAGCCCCAGACCCACCCAGGCCCACCACUACCAAGCCAGCCACAGCCCCAGACCCACCCAGGCCCACCACUACCAACCCAGCUACAGCCCCAGUCACCUCAGCCCUAGACCUGGCCAGGGUUACCAGCCCUGCCCCAGCCCUGGCUCCAGCCCUGCCCUGGGCCACCACCUUUCAUACAUGGACCACAUGUACAACCACAGCAAGGUUCAGGAGGAACACGGUUGUAUAAAGCUGGAGCCAGAGUCUCCUCCCCAGCACUCAGACAGCAGUCCUCUCUACUCCAAGCUACAGGACGACACCACCGCUUCCCUACUCAACAUAGAGUGUCGAGUCUGCGGAGACAAAGCUUCUGGCUUCCACUACGGAGUCCAUGCCUGUGAAGGCUGCAAGGGGUUCUUCCGUCGGACCAUCCGGUUGAAGCUGGUUUAUGACCACUGUGACCUGCACUGUCGCAUCCACAAGAAGAGCCGCAACAAGUGUCAGUACUGUCGCUUUCAGAAGUGCCUGGUGGUGGGCAUGUCUCACAAUGCCAUUCGUUUUGGACGGAUGCCCCAGGCUGAGAAGGAGAAGCUCCUAGCUGAGUUCUCCACUGACAUGGACAUCAUGCACCCUGAGGCUGCCGACCUGAGGAGCCUGGCCAAGCUGCUGCUGGAGUCCUAUCUCAAAUACUUCCCCCUCACUAAGGCCAAGGCCAGGGCCAUCCUGUCUGGAAAGACUGGGGAUAACGCGCCGUUUGUAAUCCAUGACAUGAAGUCUCUUCAGGAAGGAGAGAGGUUUAUCAACUGCAGGCAGAUGCCCAUCCAUGUUGUCCAGGAGACCAGGACUGAUGCUGGGCCUGAGGCUGGGACUGGGACUGGAGCUGGCUGUGGUCUAGGUGGAUGUCUGGCAGUGAGUGAAGGCCUGGCUGUAGGUGGAGGUCUAGGUGGAGGUGUUGGUCUGGUCCAGGAGCCCACUGACGAGGUGCAGCUCAGGUUCUUCUACAGCUGUCAGUCGCGCUCCGCUGAGGCCGUCCGAGAGGUCACAGAGUUCGCUAAGAGCAUCCCUGGCUUCGUGGGAUUGGACCUGAAUGAUCAGGUGACUCUGCUGAAGUACGGCGUCAUCGAGGUCCUCAUCAUCAUGUGGGCUCCGCUCAUGAACAAAGAUGGUACACUGAUCUCCUAUGGACAGAUUUUCAUGACGAGAGAGUUCCUGAAGAGCCUGAGGAAACCCUUCUGUGAUAUGAUGGAACCCAAGUUUGAGUUCUCUGUUAAGUUCAACACCCUGGAGCUGUAUGACAGUGAUAUGGCACUCUUCCUCGCCGUCAUCAUCCUCAGUGGAGAUCGUCCAGGCCUGCUGAAUGUGAAGCCCAUUGAGGAGCUACAGGAAACAGUCCUCCACUCUCUGGAGCUCCAACUGAAACUCAACCACCCAGACUCCCUGCAGCUCUUCGCCAAGGUUCUGCAGAAGAUGACAGACCUGAGGCAGAUAGUAACAGACCACGUGCACCUAAUCCAGCUACUGAAGAAGACUGAAGUGGACAUGUGUCUCCACCCACUGCUGCAGGAGAUCAUGAGAGACCUCUACUAGUAGGGUCAAUAUGAAAUGGCACCCUAUUCCCUAUAUAGUGCACUACUUUUACGCACUAUAUUAAAUAGUUUUUCAUCCAAGGUAACGGAAAAACACCGGUUCAAAACCGCAUAUGGAUGUGUUAGUCCUAUUGAUGCCACUGAUGAGGCAUAUUGGGGCGGCAGGUAGCCUAGGGGUUAGAGCAUUGGGCCAGUAACCGAAAGGUUGGUGGAUCGAAUCUCCAA
Salvelinus sp. IW2-2015 is the source of this 1823-nucleotide messenger RNA. RefSeq names its product peroxisome proliferator-activated receptor gamma (gene pparg). The record is from RefSeq and is a predicted model, not a curated record. Gene Ontology annotation, biological process: positive regulation of fatty acid metabolic process; negative regulation of inflammatory response; fatty acid metabolic process. Gene Ontology annotation, molecular function: DNA-binding transcription repressor activity, RNA polymerase II-specific; RNA polymerase II cis-regulatory region sequence-specific DNA binding; nuclear receptor activity. Gene Ontology annotation, cellular component: nucleus. NCBI's taxonomy places the organism in Eukaryota, Metazoa, Chordata, Actinopteri, Salmoniformes, Salmonidae.